Spizellomyces punctatus DAOM BR117 is the source of this 1669-nucleotide messenger RNA. RefSeq lists its product as uncharacterized. Gene Ontology annotation, molecular function: DNA-binding transcription factor activity; protein dimerization activity. Gene Ontology annotation, cellular component: RNA polymerase II transcription regulator complex. Gene Ontology annotation, biological process: positive regulation of transcription by RNA polymerase II. The record is from RefSeq and is a predicted model, not a curated record. NCBI's taxonomy places the organism in Eukaryota, Fungi, Chytridiomycota, Chytridiomycetes, Spizellomycetales, Spizellomycetaceae. Bases 237 to 1292 code for a protein of 351 amino acids. The transcript has a single exon.
CGUGAUCGUUUUCCUGCUGUUUUCGUAGUGGUGGAAGGCUUUCCAACCUGCCAAUCUCCAACAACUUGCGCAAGGGAGCGGACCGUGGAGGAAAAAGGGAAAAGAAUUUGACCAGAAAGCAUUCGUCUGGCGUCAUUCUUCCUUUGGGGGGAUCCAAAAGUGACAGACAAUUUUCAGUUCGGCGAUAUCAUUGCCACCAGAGCCCAACAGCAACAACAGCAACAACUAGACCGGUUAUGAAGGUCUCUUACGCUCCCGUCCUCUCCACAAUGCCCUUGAUAGAGACAUUUAGGGCUCAGAGCGCCCCAGACUUCAAAUCCCUCUCCUUGACUGCCAGAGCUAGAGACAGCCCCUCCAUACCUGCCGCCAUCCCAAACACACCAUCUGACCGCCCUCUUUUGCGGCGAGCUUCCGCUAUGGACGUUGACUCUCCGCUGAGUGGAAACCCGUCAGCCACGUCAUCAUCCCCUCGGACGGCUCAAAGGAGCCAAAGAGGCAGCACGACUAGAGCAGUUCGACGUCCAUCUCGGAACGGACAUGAAGGCUCUGAUGAUGAAAUGGAAGGUGGCGAAUUGCGGGACAAUCUUCGUCGUGUCGCUCAUUCAGCAGUGGAAAAGCGGAGACGGGAAAAGAUAAAGGAUAAAGUCGCCCUCCUCCGGUCUCUAGUACCGACUUGCGCAAUGCAACCAAAUCUUCACAAACUGACUGUCCUUGAACACACCAUUGACUAUAUCUACUACCUGAGAAAGGUCGUAUACAAACUCGUGGCGGAGCGAGAACGGAUUCGAAGGGCUGGACCACCUCCAACUGCGCAAGGUCCUGGAAUGUCCAGUGGCGCUCAACAGCAUAAUCACAUUCCUACCGCAAUAGCCCAUCCACGUCUCCAUCAUGCUCGCUAUAUGCAAUUUGAUGUUGAUAUUGACGACUUGGAUCUCCACUUACUCUUCCCUCCGACCGAUCCUGCUAUGAAUUACGCUGCGCAUCACCCUGUCCCUCCCCAACCCACACAGUACAUAUCUCGCCAUUCUGUGAAUCCAUCCAACGCCGUGCAAGAAAUACCCGUAUACACAUCUACCCACCGUGAUCACAUCGUGUACCAGCCGAUGGGUUAUUCAGCACCAGCUUCAUGGCCUCUUCGACAACCGAGAAGACUAUCUGCUGAUUCAACAGUGUCAUCAACAACUCCCAGUCCUGUAUAUUCGCCAUCCACAAUGUCUACAACUACAAUGCCAGCUAGACCUGAGCCUAAAAAGGAGACGAGUCCAAUGAGGGUUGAUAACUUACUCUGCUGAUAGAUGGGAAGAACUUAGAGAUGGGCAAGUAGCAUAAUUUCCGUAGAUAUCAAAGUUUUAUAGGUGUAUAUAGUUCGCUCAUGUUCGGUUUCCGUCUUUUCUUUUCUCCAUGCUCACUUUCAGUGCAAAUUAUAUUGGAUUACAUUGGUUCGGUUUCUUGUGAGAGAUUUGCAUAUGAAUUUACGUCUCGUGAACUUCAGCACUUGUCUCAUAGCCAUGCCUACACUAUCACACAUGUACAAACGUUGAUCCCCAGACCAGAAUCUCUUGUUCCCCAUGAUACCCGUUCAUCGUAGACAUUCCGCGACAAAGGCGGGAUGGAUGAUGAAGAACCUUGCAGAAUAGCAUCUCUGUGACGACGUCAUCUGCUUGCUCAC